AUGUCAGGACGCGGCGGCGGCGGUGGUCGCAGAGUACUGCUUCCUCCCAUCAACUUCAUCUUCAGACUCCUUCAGCAGCACACGACCGUCCAGAUUUGGCUGUACGAGCAGCUUUCGAUUCGAAUCGAAGGCAAGAUCAGGGUGCGGCGAGUCGUCGAGGUUCUAUCAAGAAGCGCUGUACUGACUUGGAGAUCACAGGGCUUUGACGAGUUUAUGAAUCUUGUCAUUGAUGAUGCAGUCGAGGUCAAGCAGGUCACAAAGACGAACCCGGAGGAAUCACGGCGGCCACUGGGUCAAAUAUUGCUGAAGGGUGACAAUGUCUCGCUGAUUCAGAGUGUCUCGGAAUAG
Molecule: messenger RNA, 348 nt
Organism: Colletotrichum gloeosporioides
Lineage: Eukaryota; Fungi; Ascomycota; Sordariomycetes; Glomerellales; Glomerellaceae
Product: Small nuclear ribonucleoprotein E
Exons: 3
Coding region: 1-348 (115 amino acids)
Biological process (GO): spliceosomal snRNP assembly; mRNA splicing, via spliceosome
Cellular component (GO): U5 snRNP; precatalytic spliceosome; U4/U6 x U5 tri-snRNP complex
Source: RefSeq, a predicted model, not a curated record